UGAUUAGGAAUGCGAACCAUCGGUCAGCGUCCCCGAAGUCACGUGUCUCAUUUGACCGCGAAGCUAGCGCCGUCUCAAGCCGGACUAGGCCGAUCGCCCCCCAUCGCGCACUCAAGUACCCUCGGCCCUCGUCCAGGGUAAUGUGACGCGCCACCACGCGCGUUUACAUAAUAUGUACGCAAUUUUCCGAAGAUUUUUUCCGACACAACUGCAUUUGCCACGUGACCCGUGCUUUCUUGGGCCAACUUCUGGACGCAUGGAUGUCACUUUCGAAAACACUUGAGUCAUUAGAAGAAUUCAUCGAGACACAAAUUGAGAGUGCUGCCCAAGCGCGCUUGCAGAUCAAAAGGUUGGAAUUGCUCAAACAGCGAGCGCUAGAAAAUCCUCGAGCAUUUAUUGGAAAUCUUGGCAAGGAGCUAGAAGAGUUUCGCACUGACCAGGAAUAUGGUAAACGUGAGCCUGAUUAUAUUGACUGGUCGCUGUACAAACGUGCAGAUCCUGCGAUCCUUCACCAAAUGAACAUUCCUCCGCUUCACUUCCAUUCCGAGCCUCACAGUACUUGUUCCGAAUCUUCCUUCCGCCGCCAAGCUACUCCAAUAUUGGAAGAGUAUCGGUCCCGUAUCAAUGCGCUUGGUCUCGAGCCGUGCCCCGUGGAACAGGAAGACACUCCACACAUUGCAUUGCCACAGAGGAUCAAGAGACGGAAAAGAUGUUUAGAAGAGCUUCCCUCAGACGACGAUAUUUCGGCAUCCCCCCAAAGAAAUCCAGAAUCUAAGUCUGACGAUAACCAAACGCUCCAUGACGAAGCUUCUGCAUCAUCCACUCCGCCGCCUCAAACAGAUAUGAACAGGUUAAAUCGGUCAGCCAAGCCCAAGGCGGAACUAUUUAAUGUCCCUUGGACAGCUGAAGAGCAGAGAUUACUGGAGAAAUGCCUCCUCGAGAUCCCAUCAACGGAAAAGCAGCGCUGGAUAAAGAUCAGCAAGGCUAUGGGUGGUGUUCGAACUGGGCGGCAAGUUGCCAGCCGCGUUCAGAAGUACAAUCUCAAGCUCAAGAAGUUUGGCCUGGAACCGCCUGCGUAGACACUUCGGUCAAGACCGCAGCAGUGCCACUUAGCAUCUGAUAUCUAAUCAUGAAGUGGGUCAGUCUGCUGCUAUUGUAGUUCGGUUCGUCCAUAACGUACAUUUCGUUGCAGGAUUGCCAUCCACCAGUUUGAUGCCGGCGCAAGCUGAGGUGGAAUCAGUAGUCCCUUCUACUGGAAGCUCAGAACCUCGGAGACAUUGUGUUGGGAGCUGUCGGAAUAUUACUUCGUGGAUCUGUUCUUCGGGUAGCAAAUCGGAUGUGAGACGUUGGCCACAGGGGUUGGGAAACUUGAG
This is a messenger RNA of Cantharellus anzutake, 1373 nucleotides long. RefSeq lists its product as uncharacterized. NCBI's taxonomy places the organism in Eukaryota, Fungi, Basidiomycota, Agaricomycetes, Cantharellales, Hydnaceae. The transcript is spliced from 9 exons. The record is from RefSeq and is a predicted model, not a curated record. The coding region runs from base 261 to 1079 and encodes 272 amino acids.